Messenger RNA from Vitis vinifera (wine grape), 1092 nucleotides. RefSeq lists its product as uncharacterized. The transcript has 2 exons. NCBI's taxonomy places the organism in Eukaryota, Viridiplantae, Streptophyta, Magnoliopsida, Vitales, Vitaceae. The record is from RefSeq and is a predicted model, not a curated record. Bases 314 to 844 code for a protein of 176 amino acids.
UGUUGAAGAGGUUAACGCAUGGAAUGAAACUGCCCUGCAUGUUGCCAUUAAAAACAAUCAGUUCGAAUCUCUCAGAACAUUGGUGGAAGGGCUGAAGCAGUGCAACAAUUUGGUCAUUUUAAACUCGAGGGAUGUCGAAGGAAACACUGUUCUCCACCCCUCUGCAGCCACAAAAAAUCAUCAGGCUGUUGAAUUGUUGGUAAAUUGCAAUGAUCCUGGGGUACUGGAAGUGAACGCCACAAAUAAGAGUGGACUGUCGGCAUUGGAUCUUUUCAUAUUGUGUCCAUGUGAAUCAGGGAGUGGUGCAGAAACCAUGAGGCUCCUGGGGCGCCUUGGAGCAGCAAGAGCACAGGACUCGAAUCCCAUAGCUCAAGCGGCUAGAGAAGGGAUAAAAGACCUGGAGAGGUACUUUGAAUUUCGGUUGGACAGGGAUAAUCCGAGCGACGUCCGAAAUGCAUUGCUGGUUGUGGCUGUACUAAUGGCCACAGCAACCUACCAGGCAGGGCUAGAGCCUCCUGGUAAAGCCCUUCUAGCAACCAAUCCCUACGCUUUAGCGGGGGUCAUGCUUGCCAAUAGUGCAGGGUUCUUGGCGUCCAUGAAUAUGAUUGUCGUACUCACUCAUAAUUUCCCCUUCAAAUUUGAGUUGUUUGUUGCUGGAUUGGCAAUGGGGGUUACCAAUGGCAGUGCAAUGAUCACACUUGCCCCACAAGGGCCCAUAAGACACACCUUCAUUGCGCUCUCCAUCAUAAUGCCUUUAGCAAUAUACAUCUGCAGACUCGUCAAAGCAAGAAUUAAGCAGCAUAGACUGAGUUCAGGUGCCUAUAGGCGUCAUGCGAGUGCAUAAUACUGAUAUCAUGGAGCCACAGUUGCGUGUUUACAAUUGCACAAGACGGAUAGGUGACAACACCAACCACUGCAAUCGAUUACAUACAGUUUGGGAUGUAUGUACAAUCAAAUGAUAAAGAAUUUCGUAUCUUUUGUGGAUGUAAUUCUAAUCGAUUUGUCCUUCAAAACUUUAUAUUUGUGGAUGCUUGCUAUUUGCUAUUUACCAGGAGAUAAUCACUAUAAAAUACCAUAUAAAUGUUGUUUUGA